AAGCAGUCGCCAGAUUUGACUGGGAACAUGAACUGCAGUGACAUAAUAUGUAAAGUUAUCUGUUUGCUGCAAAUUAUAUGUUAUUAUCAAAUAUUUGGGGGAGAAAAGAACUGCAGAGAGUUGAGAAAUGGAGUUUUCAGCAUCAGAUGAUCAAAUUCAGAAGCCUCAUGCAGUGUGCAUACCUUUCCCAGCUCAAGGUCAUGUGAGCCCUAUGCUUAAACUAGCCAUGCUUCUUCACCAUAAAGGUUUUCACAUAACAUUUGUCAACACUGAGUUUAACCACAGACGCUUGCUCAAGUCUAGAGGUUCUGACUCUCUUGAUGGCCUGCCUGGCUUUUGCUUCGAAACCAUCCCUGAUGGUCUGCCUCCCUCGGACGAAAAUGCCACUCAGGAUCCCCUGUCCUUGUGCAUGUCAACACAGAGAAAUUGCUUAGUCCCGUUGCUUGAGUUACUAGAAAAGCUCAAUUGUUCGUCUAGUUCUAGGCCACCAGUCAGUUGUGUAAUACAAGAUGGAAUCAUGAGCUUUGCUAUUGAGGCUGCGGAAAAGAUUGGUGUUCCUUCUGUGUGUUUUCGGACUUCACCAGCUACUAUCUUGUUGUUGAAUAAGCACUACAGACAACUUGAAGAAAAAGGCCUUCUACCAUCAAAAGAUGGAAGUUCUUUAAAGGAUCAGAUGAACAACACAAUAAACUGGAUUCCCGGAAUUAAGAGUAUCCAGAUAAAAGAUAUUCCAAGUUUUUUUCACACAACUGAUCCCAAUGAUCAAAUGGUUGAGUUUGAAAUAACUGAAACAGAAAGAUGCACCGCGGCCUCAGCUAUAAUCUUCAAUUCUUAUGAUAGUCUGGAGUCGGAUGUUCUACGUGCCCUCUCGCCAAUUUGUCCUCCAAUCUAUACCAUAGGCCCUCUUCAGUUGCUAGUCAACCAACUUCCACGAAGCCCCUUGAAGUCCCUCGGAUCAAACCUGUGGAAAGAAGAUGCAGAUUGUCUAAAGUGGCUUGACACCAGGCAAGCAGAUUCUGUAAUCUAUGUGAAUUAUGGCAGUGUCACAGUUAUGACACCUGAAAAUCUAGUCGAAUUUGCAUGGGGGCUUGCUAGUAGCAACCAAAACUUCUUGUUUGUCAUUAGGCCUGAUUUGGUUGUUGGCAAUACUGCAAUAUUGCCUAAAGAAUUUCUUGAGGAAACCAAAGAUCGAGGGCUUAUAACCGGAUGGUGUCCACAAGGACAAGUUCUCAGUCACCGAGCUGUUGGUGGAUUUUUGACACACUGCGGAUGGAAUUCCAUGACAGAAAGCCUAAUCAAUGGAGUCCCUUUGCUCUGUUGGCCAUUUUUUGCUGAUCAACCUACUAACUGCAAGCUGGCUUGCAACGACUGGGGCGUUGGCGUCGAGAUUGAAAAGACUGUCAGGAGAAAUGAAGUGGCCAUGCAUGUUAGGGAAUUGAUGCAAGGAGAGAAAGGCAAGGUCAUGAGGAAGAAUGCAAUGGAGUGGAAGAGAAAAGCAGAGGAGGCUGUGGGAUUAGAUGGUUCUUCGACCACAAAUCUGGAAAAAUUAGUGAAAGAGGUCUUACUGUCAAACCAUAAAAAUUUGUAAUUUAUAAAUCUUAGAGAAAUGCAUCAAAAUAUUAUUCACA
Daucus carota subsp. sativus is the source of this 1628-nucleotide messenger RNA. RefSeq names its product 7-deoxyloganetin glucosyltransferase. The coding region runs from base 128 to 1588 and encodes 486 amino acids. The transcript is spliced from 2 exons. The record is from RefSeq and is a predicted model, not a curated record. Lineage: Eukaryota; Viridiplantae; Streptophyta; Magnoliopsida; Apiales; Apiaceae. Gene Ontology annotation, molecular function: quercetin 7-O-glucosyltransferase activity; quercetin 3-O-glucosyltransferase activity.